AUGGGUGACUGUGGCUCAGGUGUGCACCUCCCGAACACACCACUACCCAGAGACCUUCCGUCCUCCUCGGUGGACCCAGAAGAGAUUUCUGUUCUUGUAACGGGCUUUGGUCCGUUCAAGUCGAAUGUGGUCAAUGCGUCCUAUCUAAUAGCUUCCUCCCUACCAACGUCCUUGUUCUUACACACAGACACACCAGACGGGACACUCGCGAACCGCCGAAUUGCCAUCCAUGUACAUCCUGCACCCAUAUCCGUCGCUUACUCGGCGGUCCGAGAGAUCAUUCCUGUCAUAAUGGACGACUACGUCAAGGCGCACGGCCGGCAUCCAGAUAUCGUCAUACACAUGGGCAUAGCCGCAACAAGAAACUACUAUUCCAUAGAGUCAAAAGCGCACCGUGAUGCCUAUCAUAUGCCUGAUAACCUUGGGCGAGUCGGGUACGAGCACGGCGAGAAGCCAUGGCGGGAGCUGGCUCUCCCGCAUGUUCUCAAGGCCGGCCGCUCCGAUUCCGCGACUGAACCAGUAGCGAAACUGGAUUUGACAACCUCCGGUGCAAAUCUAACUGCUCACCCGCCGGACGCUGCAUUUUUGAAAACGUGGCAGGCGCUUGGACCGCCAGGCGCAGAUAUCCGAAUAUCGGAGGAUGCCGGCCGGUAUCUCUGCGAGUUUAUCUUCUACACAAGCUUGUCCUUGGCCUUCCAGGAAGGCCGGGAUAGGAAUGUCGCCUUCUUCCAUGUUCCAGCCUCAUGCCGUGAUCAUGAUGUUGAGACUGGAAGAGAGGUUGCGAUUGCACUGAUCAAAUCUCUUGUUACGUCUUGGCUUGAUGAAGUAUAG
Molecule: messenger RNA, 831 nt
Organism: Aspergillus calidoustus
Lineage: Eukaryota; Fungi; Ascomycota; Eurotiomycetes; Eurotiales; Aspergillaceae
Source: the annotation of a GenBank genome assembly